This is a messenger RNA of Ustilago hordei, 1941 nucleotides long. RefSeq lists its product as uncharacterized. The transcript has a single exon. Bases 1 to 1941 code for a protein of 646 amino acids. The record is from RefSeq and is a predicted model, not a curated record. Gene Ontology annotation, cellular component: spliceosomal complex. Lineage: Eukaryota; Fungi; Basidiomycota; Ustilaginomycetes; Ustilaginales; Ustilaginaceae.
AUGGACGUGGACAAACUCUUCAAGCUCCCCUCUCUCCCCUCCGCAGCAGUCAACAAACGCAACUGGACAGCUCCAAAACCCGAUGACCCCUCCCCAGCCUCCUCAUCAUCUACCCAACCCACGCCAUCAUCAGACGACCCUACCGCUCGCCCAGCGAAAGCCGCCCGAGUAGCUGACGAGGAAGGUGAAGGCCAAGAUGCUCCAAAUGAAGAGGACGAAACAUACUUCUUUUCAGAUGACGACCAAGAAGAUGGCCGAUUCUUCGGCGGCGGACUUACCGCUGAACAGAAACAAAUCCUCGACAUCAUGGAUUCCAACAACGACCCUUCCGGCUCCUCCUCCUCCACUGAUCCAUCUGCCACCUCUAACCUUCCCUCCCUGCGCAAGCAGCUACUGCGCUUCGAAAGAGCAAUCAACAAAAACGCCGAAAUGAGAACCAAAUACUCCUCCGACCCCACGCGCUUUAUCGACUCUGAAGCGGAUCUCGACGCUGAACUCAAGUCUCUCCUCGUUCUUACUACCCAACCGAUACUCUUCUAUCCCGAAUUCGUAAAGCUAGGUGGAGCGUCCAGUUUAGCAGGUCUACUAAGUCACGAGAAUGCAGAUAUCGCAGCUAGCGCAAUACAGGUGAUUGAAGAGUUGACGGAUGAUGAUGUUCUCGAUUCCGCCAAUCCUGAUGCGGAGGAGGGUGAGGGGGAGAGUGGGCUGGAAGCGAUGAAUGUGUUGGUGGAGGCGUUCUUGCAGCAGAGUCUCUUGGAUUUGUUGGUGUCGAAUCUUGGAAGGUUUGACGAUUGGCUCGAUCCGGAUCUGCCACCGGAAGAAGCAACCGGGAGGGCAGUGGAAGUAGAGAAUGAUGCCCAGGCGAUAUAUCAUACUUUGGGAGCGAUAGAGAAUCUUGUUUCGUCUCGACCGGCGUUAUCGGAGCUACUGGUAAAAUCAACCAGCUUUUUACAAUGGACGUUAACAAGGUUAGCUACAAAGAGGGAGACGGUGGAUCAGAACGCAAGUUAUGCAGCCGAGCUUUUAGCUAUUUUGUUGCAGUCUUCCCCGCCAAAUCAAGCCGCACUUGGUGCAACGAAGUCAGACAGAAAGGUCGGAGGCGAGAAUGGCAUCGACGUCCUUCUCACCAUCCUCUCCCGCUACCGCCGAAGAAAUCCAGAAGGAGGGGAAGAGGAAGAAUUUGUCGAAAACAUCUUCGAUUCUCUCUGUCUCUCCCUCUUCCAUCCUCCCAACAAGACCUUAUUGCUUGUAGGAGAAGGAGUGGAAUUGAUGGUGAUCCUCAUGAAAGAGAAGAAAUCUUUCGGUCGAGUUCGCGCGGUCAAAGUCCUCGAUCACGCCUCGUCAGGUCCCGCAGGUGGAGCUGCAUGCGAACGGAUCGUCGAAGCAGGCGGUCUCUCACCCCUGUACAGCAUCUUCAUGGACUGCAACACUUCAAGUAAACGAGGUCGAACAACAGUGACACUUGCUGACGCAGAACACAUCCUCGGCAUCCUGGUAUCCAUGUUCACCCAUCUAGCUUCCGAGAGUAUGCCUCGGAUCCGAUUGCUGGCCAAGUUCGUUAGUGAGGGUUACCAAAAAGUGGAUCAACUAUUGGAUCUUCGCGAUGCACUCACUUCCCGCUUGGACUCGAUUGCAAGAACGACAGAGGAGGAGGAGGAUGGAGAAGAGUUUUACCUGGCAAAGCUAGAACAAGGUUUGUUCAGUCUGCAACUGCUAGAUACCGUGUUGGCUUGGGUGGUGAUGGAAGAUGAUGCGGUGAAAGAUCAUGUCAGUGUGUUGCUGAGAAGAAAGGGGCUUGGGUGGAAGGAUGUGGGAGGGGUGUUGAGGGAAUAUAGAGAGAAUAUUGGUGAUGAUGAGGUUUCAGUUGAUGCGACAGGAGAAGCUAGUCUGAAGACGAAAGAUAUUCUUUCUGCGCUCAUAGAUUAUCUUGAAGCAUUGUAG